This is a messenger RNA of Paramecium tetraurelia, 1245 nucleotides long. RefSeq lists its product as uncharacterized. The transcript has 5 exons. Gene Ontology annotation, cellular component: nucleus. The record is from RefSeq and is a predicted model, not a curated record. Gene Ontology annotation, biological process: protein phosphorylation. NCBI's taxonomy places the organism in Eukaryota, Ciliophora, Oligohymenophorea, Peniculida, Parameciidae. Gene Ontology annotation, molecular function: ATP binding; protein kinase activity.
AUGAGAUUUAAUUUUUGUACUUUUAAUUAUACUGCUUACGGAAAAUUAAUUAAUUAAUGUAUAAGGAAAAAUAAACAAUUUAUUUUAUGCUAAACAACCAGGAUUUUUUAUAUAUAAGUAGAUGAUAGUUUGGAGUAUGGGAUAAAUAAUUUAAGUACUUUUUAUUUAGUCAUUGGAAUGGAAUGGAGUAGGUCUAGGGAGAGGGAGAAGAUGAGAAAAUAAAGAGAGAAAGUAGAUACAAAAAAGGAAAAACACUACAAGUUAUAAAAAGAUGAGAUAUUCAAUUAAAGAUAUUUAUUUGUGUAGGCCAUUUCAGAUGGAACAUUUGGAAGAGUAGUGAGGGUGUUUGAUGGAGGAGAGAAUGAUUUCAAGGCCAUCAAGAUCAUUAAAUCAGUCAAAAGACAUAUUCAGAGUGCCAAAAUUGAAUAUGGAAUACUGAGAACCAUUCAUUAACAGAAUCAAUAUCAUCCAGGAAAUGAGAAAAUUGUAAGAGCAUACGAAGCAUUUAGUCAUAAGGACAAUUAUUGCAUAGUUUUUGAGGAUCUUGGAUUAUCUUUGUAUGAUUUUAUGAGAGGAAAAUAUUUCGGAGGAUUUGAAUUGAAAGCAGUUUAAUAAAUACUAUUUGACUGUCUCUAGGGUUUAGAUUUUAUGCAUGCAAGUGGAUACACUCACACAGAUCUUAAACCUGAGAACAUUCUACUAAUAGACAAAUAAUAGAAAGGGAAAAAAGAAAAUCAUUAUCAUGUAAAAAUAAUAGACCUUGGAGGAGCAGUAUUUUAGACAGAGUGUCAUUCUUAAUUAAUUAACACAAGAUAAUACAGAGCACCAGAAGUUAUCCUCAAAAAUAACUGGACUAAUUUAAGUGACAUGUGGUGUAUGGGUUGCAUAGCAGUCGAAUUAUUUACAGGCCAACAAUUGUUUAGACCAAAAGGCAAUGACUUUUUUCACUUGGCAAUGAUUGAAAAACAUUGCGGUCCAAUUCCUAUUGAGAUGAUUUAAUAGUGUAGAAAUGAAGCCAGGGAAUACUUCAAUGAAUACUAACUGAAUGACUCCUUUUUGAAAUGGCCGGAUGAUUCAAUUAUGGUUUAAGAGUUGAGUCUGAUGAAGGUAUUUAGAGCAUUUAUACCAUAAAAUUAAUACGAGUUGAUAAAUCUAAUAGAGAACUUAAUUGUGAUAGAACCAUUAAAAAGAUUGACUCCUAAAUAAGCAUUGGAACAUGACUUUUUUAAAUUAAAAUUUAAUUGA